Molecule: messenger RNA, 498 nt
Organism: Bipolaris oryzae ATCC 44560
Lineage: Eukaryota; Fungi; Ascomycota; Dothideomycetes; Pleosporales; Pleosporaceae
Exons: 1
Coding region: 1-498 (165 amino acids)
Biological process (GO): RNA catabolic process
Cellular component (GO): ribonuclease H2 complex
Source: RefSeq, a predicted model, not a curated record
AUGCUCGCCAUACAACCCUCUAAGCCCCAGAAGUGCACUCCAAACCUUCUCCCCGCACGCAUAAACCACAAUGGUCCUAUUCCUUCGACACCACAAUACUGGAAGCCAUCCACAGACGAUAAAGGCACCCAGCACGCCCACUUUCGGGGUCGCCACCUCCAUGGUACUGUAGUCCCUCUCCCAGAAAACUACACCGGCACCAUCCUCGCAGUUACCGAAAAGCAAUUGCCGCAGUCGAGACAACCGGCGCAGUCAGAUGGUGACGAGACGAUGGAGGACAAAGAAGAAGAGAGCAUACCUGUAGAAGUCAAGAUUGCAGAACAAGUGGGGGAAUUUGACGAGGUCGUAGUUUGGGGACAUGGAGGGGAGGUGGACUCUGGACAGGACAUGUUUGUCAAGGGAUUAAAAGAAUGGGUGGGAUUUGCAGAGAGCAUGCAUCUUGACGCGGAUGGCGAGACAGUCACAGAAGCGGAAACCGGGAAAGAAAAAAAGGGUUGA